Molecule: messenger RNA, 1130 nt
Organism: Fundulus heteroclitus (mummichog)
Lineage: Eukaryota; Metazoa; Chordata; Actinopteri; Cyprinodontiformes; Fundulidae
Exons: 3
Coding region: 77-733 (218 amino acids)
Biological process (GO): cell surface receptor signaling pathway; T cell costimulation; cellular response to lipopolysaccharide
Cellular component (GO): external side of plasma membrane
Source: RefSeq, a predicted model, not a curated record
UGUUUAUUUAAAAAGAUAAUUCCUUUUAAUUAAGAUAAAACGUACCUGGCUCUGAACUGGACCUGGAUGAAGAGGAAUGGCGCCUCUUCAUCACGUAACGCUCCUCCUGCUGUCUGUCUGCAUAAUGGUCGGUUCUCCUGGUGGGACAAACAUCCCAGCAGAACCAGGACAGAACAUAAUUCUACCAUGUAACGCUUUUAAGUACAAAGCUGUUGUCAUCGUGGAGUGGAGCAGAACUGAUCUGGGGGAAAUGGAGCAUGUUGCUCUGUUUCAAGAUGAAAGACUCGACUAUCAUGGUCAGCAUCCAGCGUAUAAGAACCGAGUGGACAUGGAGGACAGAGAGCUGAAGCAUGGAGACGUGUCUUUGUUUCUGAAGAAUGUGACGAUUAAUGAUUCUGGAACAUAUCAGUGUCGGGUUGAUGGGCAGAAGAAACGCAGGAGAAGAGCUCACUUGGAUACUGAUCCCAUCUGCACCAUCAAUCUGCUUGUAGCUCCUCCUCCUCCAGGGAAGAAUGAGGAACAAAAAUAUGUUAGAGAGAAGGAGGAGGAGGAAAAAGACGAUGGAGGGAACAAGAAUGGAACUACAGUUGGUGUCUUAGUUGGAGUAAUUGUUGGAGUUGUUAUUUUGGGUGUAGUUGUUGGAGGUUUGCUCUAUAAAUACUGGAGACGUUCGGAUCAAGAACAGAACCGGCCUCCUGCAGAAGAAACAGAACGUGAACUUAUGAGUCCUUGAAACUGUCCUCCUGCUGAAUCAUGAACAUCAGAGCAUCAUUUCCACCUGGAGAAACCUGCAGCUCUGUGCCAGAAGCUGUGAAGCAAAACUCUGACUGAUUCAUAUUUACCUGCAUCUGUCACAGGAUAUUAAUGCAGAGAAUGAAGCUAAUGUCAGAAAACUGCCUGAAAUGAUUGUUAAAGUUGAACCUGCAGCUUCUAGUUCAUGUUUUCUACUAAAUGUGAAUCUGUGUCCUGUCUGUCUCUGAGUAGCUCUGUGAUGGACUGGUGACCCAUCUGGACCGGACCGACUCUGGCCCAUUAACCUGGACACAGGCUACACCCCUACACCCCCACUGGGUUAAACAGUUAUAGAUGUAAACUAAAUGCUAUUUUUAUAUUACUUCAAAUAAAAACAG